Arachis stenosperma is the source of this 1036-nucleotide messenger RNA. Its product is annotated as zinc finger protein GIS3-like. Gene Ontology annotation, cellular component: nucleus. The transcript has a single exon. NCBI's taxonomy places the organism in Eukaryota, Viridiplantae, Streptophyta, Magnoliopsida, Fabales, Fabaceae. Gene Ontology annotation, biological process: cytokinin-activated signaling pathway; trichome differentiation; trichome morphogenesis. The coding region runs from base 75 to 845 and encodes 256 amino acids. The record is from RefSeq and is a predicted model, not a curated record. Gene Ontology annotation, molecular function: transcription cis-regulatory region binding; DNA-binding transcription factor activity.
GUACACACAAACGCUUCAUCUCUCACUCUUCCACUACCCCUUAUCUUCAACACAAACAAUUAAUUUAAACUUCCAUGGAGGCUCAACUCCAUGACCACACUAAACGACAAAAUCCUCUAAAGCUUUUCGGCUUCAGUGUUGACCACGAUGACGAUGACCUUUCAACGCUCUUCGACGCCGUCUCCCCGUCCGUCUCACCUGAAUCUGACGGCAGAGACGGAGGCGCGUCGGUGUUCCCUCCCUCCUCUUCCUCCUCCGGCGAAAGGAAGUACGAGUGCCAGUACUGCUGCCGCGAGUUCGCAAACUCGCAGGCUCUUGGAGGGCACCAGAACGCGCACAAGAAAGAGCGCCAACAGCUCAAGCGCGCGCAGCUCCAAGCAACGCGAAACGCCGCCGUUUCAUUCGUUCGAAACCCGAUCGUCUCCGCCUUCGUUCCGCCUCCUCAGCUUCUUGCCCCGCCGGGAUCAGUUGUAGGCCAGUCGGGACCUCAUCACCCAUGGAUCUACAUGCCGCCACGUGCUGCGCCUCCUCCUUUCCACGUGUCCGUUUCUCACGGCUGCGUCUUCCCCAACAGCAAUAGCAACGGAAAUUUUAGUAGCUGUAACGGUAGUGGUGGAGGUGGGAAUUAUAGCGCUAUAACGGGUGCAGGGGUGUUGCCUUACGCUGGUGGAGUAGGGGAAUCCUCGCCCCCAUCUGCCAAGAUGGGCUCGCAAGUACAAGCCCGGGCCCACUAUGUUAGGAUUGAUGGGCCUUCUUUUGAUAGGUUAUCGUCCAAAGGGGAUAGAGGGACAAAUUUGGAUGAUGGGUUAGGGUUGGACUUGCAGCUUGGUCUUGGCCCACCUUGAUGCUUGGCCCGAUUCGUAACGAAUUAGUAAGAUUACAAAUACCCAUAGAAGUGAGUGUAAAUGAUGAAAAUGUUGUUGGCCAUCUUUUCUCUCAUUCUAGGUGUGGGCUUCUGAUCCGCCGCUUAUGUGCCUAUUUAGCUUCUUCUGCAACUUAUUGUACAUUUUUUCACAUUUAAUUUGUUUAUUGUUCA